Anopheles darlingi is the source of this 2085-nucleotide messenger RNA. RefSeq lists its product as uncharacterized. The transcript is spliced from 5 exons. The coding region runs from base 1 to 2085 and encodes 694 amino acids. Lineage: Eukaryota; Metazoa; Arthropoda; Insecta; Diptera; Culicidae. Gene Ontology annotation, cellular component: membrane. Gene Ontology annotation, molecular function: ligand-gated monoatomic ion channel activity. The record is from RefSeq and is a predicted model, not a curated record.
AUGAACUCGGUAAUCCAGGCGGCCACUGGUACGAAAGAGUCGAACGGUGACGUGUGGAAUCACUAUAGUGGCUACCGGUCUUCGCGAGAUCUGGUUAUCGAAGAGGAUAUCUCACCGAUACCUACACUCAUGGUCUUGAUACGGUUCAUCAUUGUCAAGUACUACACAAGGUAUUACAGCUUCUGCAGCAUCGGACAGGACUUCCUGACCGACGUAAGCAUGGCACGUAUAAAACUAGAUGCCACAGGAUCGGAUUUGAGCUACCGCCGUUUGCAGCUCGCCAUCGAUAAUGGCUGCCAGGCCUUUGUAGUGGAUGAACCGGGUAUACUAUGGUUUCUGGAUCAGUAUGUUCCGGCGCACCACAGCUCACAGCAACGAUCGAAGGACAAAAGUGUGCUGUUCUUAGUAACGAAGAGCAACAGUGUUACCAUGCUAAAGCUUAUUUCUCAACAUGUGUCCCUGAGAGGUAUUCCAGAUGCUUACUUGGCAGCGUUUCUGGAAUACAACCAAGACAUAACGAUAUUGAUCGAUUCAUUUCUGAUUCUAGACAUCCUUAAUGUCCUAAUAAUCGCGUACAAUGCUGAGAAUUUACGUCCGGAUCGGUUGUACACCACACUUAUCUCCUUCGCGGGAGUACAACAAGCCAAUCUGAAUCAUCGGACAUCACUCCAGAUCAUCAGGGUCGAUUGGAAGAACUGGAAAACAACUCAAUUUUUUCCCGACAAAUUGGCUGAUCUUCAGGGAUUCGUGCUGCGAUCAGGUGUAUUCAACUAUUUGCCUUUCUCCUUUUAUGAGCGUAUGGAUCCGGGCUUGGGCAAUGCAUACGAUCCAGCUACAGGAGAACGUUCUAUUUGGUUGGAUGGUACAGAGUUCAGACUUUUGGUAUCCUUCUGCGAUCGACGAAACUGUAACAUUCUCGCCUUUACCGAAGAUGAGGACGAGUGGGGUAUAGUUUACGCAAAUGGCAGUGGAAACGGAGCAAUGGGAGGCGUAGCGGAGCGUCGUAUAGAUUUGGCCCUCGGGGCCGUAUAUUAUUGGCUAGGACCAUACAACUUCACUGAUUACACGAUGAGCAUUAGCCGUUCGGGAGUUACGAUGCUAGCACCUAGACCUCAUAUGCUCCCGUUUUGGUAUACUCCCUUUCUCUCGUUCUCCGGUGUACUCUGGGUGGCUGUACUUUGCACUUUAUUUGCGGGUAUCGGUGCUGCUUGGUAUAUCGGAUACUUCCGAUAUCGCUUGCUCACAUCAUGCAACGUGGAACAACAGAUUCAGAACGUGGCGGAGCAGCUUUCGUUUAGCGAUGCAAUCCUCAUGGUCGCCGGAUUCUUCGUCGUACAAUCCGCCUCGAUCCGCACGGAUUUGUGGUCGUGUGUGAUAUUGUUUGCGUCUCUUCUGUUGGCCGGUUUUAUGGUCAGCAAUUGCUACAGCGCAGGACUGGCCAGCAUAAUGACGGUGCCACAAUACGAACAGUCCAUCGACACAGUGUUCGAGUUUGCCCAAAGCGGACUCCAAUGGAUUAGUCCAACAGCUAUCGUUUUGGAAGGAAUAUCUAAGGCCACGGAGCCUCAUAUGAAGAAAAUUGCUUCCUCCAUCGUAUUGGUCACGGGUGCUCGGGCGGUACAAUACGCUCGUCUAGGACAGUUCGGGUUUAUCAUCGAACGGGCGCAACAUGGAAAUUUUGCACCGAGUCAUUUCCUUGAGCGAAAUACAUCCAAGCUGUAUCAGAAGCUGCUAGACGACUUGUACUAUCAAAACUGUGCGGCAAUUAGUACCAAAACUAACCCACUGUUGGCUAACCUGAACGACUACAUACUGCGCGUGCAGCAGUCGGGCAUCCUGUACUACUGGGGCAGCAAAGUCGGCAUGCGAUACCUACCGGCGGACGUGUUCCGUAACAUCGAGAAUGCACGGCAACAUCAUCACCUCGGCGAUGGAGCGAUUCGCCUCCAAAUUGGUCAUUUUAUUGGAGCAUUUUUCAUUCUAGGUUACGGUUUGUUCUGUGCCGGGUUUAUCUUUCUGUUGGAAGUCUGGGGCACCGAGGUGAUUAGCCGUUUGAAGCGAAAGGUACGGUCGAUAGGUUUCUAG